AUGGUGGACCUGGCUGACAUCGCACCCAUCUUCUCUAGCUAUUCAGCCUCUGCUUCGGGCGAGCUAGAUGGCAGGAGCUUCACCAAACUCUGCAAGGACUGCAGCUUGUUUGAUCGGAGUUUCAGUUCGACCGAUGCAGACCUCAUCUUCGCAAAGGUCGUGCCAAAGGGUCAGCGACGAAUCACCAUUGCCGAGUUUGAGAAGGCGCUCAGUCUCAUCGCUGAUCGGCGCGGAUGCAGCCAGGACGAUGUCAUGCAGAGAGUCGCAGAUGGGGCAGGCCCUGCCUUGGAAGGGACCAAGGCGGAGGCAGUGCGAUUUCAUGAUGACAAGACAACCUACACGGGCACUCAUGCCCGUGGUGGACCUGAGUCUGUGCCCAAGGGCUAUGGCCACGUGCCCCAGACAGCCAUGAAGCCGCGGCGGUCGCUUUCCCGGACGUCCAGUGGAGCAUGUGCUUUGCCCAAUCUCCUGAAUGCCAGCACGGGAAGCAGCUCGGGCACUGUCGGCACAGUGGAGCGCAAGCUCAGCCGAACAGGAUCCAAUGGGUGGAUUCGCCCAAUCACUCCACUCGAGAAAGCUGCAACAAUCAGUCGCAGAGAGGGCUGCGGCCUCCUCGAGAAUGUCUUCGAAGCAUAUUGCAGCCCUGGUCAAACAGAGAUGGAUGGCAAGGGCUUCACCAAGCUGAUGAAGGAUAGCAAGAUCGUGGGCUCAAGGUUCACUACAACGGAUGCUGACUUGACAUUCGCCAAAGUCGUGUCGAAAGGCCUUCGGAGGAUUGAUUUCCUGCAGUUCAAGGCAGCGCUACUGAUCGUGGCGGAGAGGAAGAACAUUGAAGCUGGAGACGUUUUUGAAGCUGUGGCCAGGCAGUUUGCAGGCCCUCAGCUGUGCGGCACGCGAACCGAGUCAGUGCGCUUCCACGAUGACAUCAGCACCUACACAGGAGUCCACGCCAAUGGGGGCCCUGAUGCUGUAGCCAAAGGCACCGGCAGCGCGCAGUUGGCCUCCUUUCGUAUGUGA
Molecule: messenger RNA, 1017 nt
Organism: Symbiodinium natans
Lineage: Eukaryota; Dinophyceae; Suessiales; Symbiodiniaceae
Source: the annotation of a GenBank genome assembly